This is a messenger RNA of Alosa alosa (allis shad), 1061 nucleotides long. RefSeq names its product butyrophilin subfamily 3 member A1-like. Gene Ontology annotation, biological process: regulation of cytokine production; T cell receptor signaling pathway. Lineage: Eukaryota; Metazoa; Chordata; Actinopteri; Clupeiformes; Clupeidae. The record is from RefSeq and is a predicted model, not a curated record. Bases 48 to 1061 code for a protein of 337 amino acids. Gene Ontology annotation, cellular component: external side of plasma membrane. The transcript is spliced from 5 exons. Gene Ontology annotation, molecular function: signaling receptor binding.
UUCAUCUCUUAUGCAACUCACAUGAAUGCUUACCAUUUGUUGAAGUUAUGGAGAAUGUCUUUGUGAUUACUCUGCCUUUGUUCUGCUUGAUGGCCACCACAUCUGCAAGCCUUCAUGUGUUGGGUCCUGUCCAUCCCAUCAUAGUGGUCACAGGUGAAGAGCUGCUUCUGCCCUGUUACCUUUCGCCCAACAUCAGUGCUGAGAACAUGACGGUGACCUGGCUGUUAAACCACACAGGUGCACUUGUGCAUCUCUACACAAACGGCAGUGACAGAAAUGACCAACAGCACGCUGAUUACAGAGGGAGGACCGCUCUGCUCAAGGAGGAACUCAGCAGUGGAAAUACUUCACUAAAACUGACCAACGUCACAGUCUCAGACGAAGCAAACUAUACAUGCUCUAUUCAAGAUGGACACUGGCAUGAGGAAAUCUCUCUUCAGAUCAAGGUCAACGAAAUUACUGAGGUUGAAAAGGUGAGAAAGUAUGGAGUGAAUGUGACCCUGGAUCCCGCCACCGCCCAUCCACAGCUCAUCCUGUCCGUUGACAGGAAGCAGGUCACCUGCGGAGACGCGCCAGGAAGUGUAGAUCCCAGCACGGAGCGGUUCACCACGGACCUCUGCGUCCUGGGCCGAGAGGGCUUCACCUCUGGUAUGCACUAUUACGAGGUGCUGGUGUGGAGGAAGCGUGACUGGACUGUGGGUCUGGUCUGGGAGCACGUCAACCGCAACAGCCCACUGAAGGACCACAUAUGUGACCUGUACCUAGCCCUUGAGCUGCGUGAUGGAACUUGCUAUUCUAGCGAGUCCAGCGACGCCAUCGUUCAGCUAAGGGAGGACAUCCAGAAGAUUGGAGUGUUUGUGGAUUAUGACGAGGGCAUUGUCAGUUUCUACGACGUGGGGGAUGAUUACAUAGAUCAUUUAUAUUCGUUCAGUCAGUAUUGCUUCGCUGGAAAAACACUCUACCCUGUCUUCAGUCCUGGGGCCAGUGGUCUAAAGUCUGCUCCAUUGAUUGUACUUCCGGUGUGGGACAUUGAAUUUAAGCCAAUGCCAGAGAAUGUCUAA